UACGGCGUGGCCCCGCGCGGCCCGGGAACCGGGGCUCUGACGCCCAGAGCUUCGCUCCCGGAGGCGGAGUGCCGAGUGCUGCCGCUGCUUCUCCGCCGAAUCCCGCGCUGCCCGCACAGCGACUUGCCUUCGCUCGCCGGGGUGCCGGGGCUGGGGAGGAGCUCUUUCUGGGGCGCUGCUGUCGGCUUUGCGGGACACCCAUCGUUUCCACCCUGGGAUUAUUACUUGGUUCCUUUUUCCUAUUGACCUGGCUGCAGCCUCAGCACCUAGUGCAGUGCCUGGCCAGAAGACUGUCGGGUCACUGAGGAGAGCAACCACCGCUGAAAGUCCGGGGCUUGCCACAGCGGCUCCCUCUGUGCCCAGGUUAACAGCAGACCCUCCCUUUGGCAGUGGCCAGAGGAGAAGGAUCCAUCUUCUUAGGACAUGGCAGGAAAGAAAGUGCUUAUUGUCUAUGCGCACCAAGAACCCAGGUCUUUCAAUGGAUCCUUGAAGAAAGUGGCGGUGGAUGAACUCGGCGCCCAGGGCUGCACUGUCACCGUGUCUGACCUGUACGCCAUGAACUUUGAGCCGAGGGCCACCAGGAACGAUAUCACCGGUGCUGUCUCUAAUCCCAAGUUCUUCAAUUAUGGGAUGGAAGCAUAUGAAGCCUUUAAGAAGGGGGCUCUGACCAGUGACAUAAUUGAUGAGCAGAAAAAGGUUCUAGAAGCUGAUCUAGUGAUAUUUCAGUUCCCGCUCUACUGGUUCAGCAUGCCGGCCAUCCUGAAGGGCUGGAUGGACAGGGUGCUGUGCCAGGGGUUUGCCUUCGACAUCCCAGGAUUCUACGAUGCCGGUUUCCUCAAGAAUAAAUUGGCCCUCCUUUCACUAACCACGGGGGGCACAGCCGAGAUGUACAUGAAAACCGGAGUCAGCGGAGAUUAUCGAUACUUCCUGUGGCCCCUCCAGCACGGUGCCUUGCACUUCUGUGGAUUUAAAGUCCUCGCCCCUCAGAUCAGUUUUGCUCCCGAGAUGGCCUCAGAAGAAGAAAGAAAGGCGAUGGUGGCCUCCUGGGCCCAGAGGCUGAAAACCAUCUGGGAGGAAGAGCCCAUCGACUGCACGCCUCCUUGGUACUUCGGGCAGUGACGCCGUGCGCCCCGUCCACGUCCUGGGAGCCGCGCCGUCCUGUGAUAAAACGAGGUCACAACCACACGAACUGGGCGUGUUGAACGCGGGGCAGACCCCGCGUCUCAGCCGGAUUCGGCGUCAGCAGGUUGCGCUCAGUGGUGUUCUGCUGCACGCUGUUGUUCGCCCAGCCUUGCUUUUCUUUCCGAGUAGCUUUCCCGCGCCCUGUUUUCAACCUUCCUGGGUGUUCUGUUCAGACAGUUCUCCUGGAAUGGCAUAGGUUUUGGGUUUUUUUUUGUAACUCAACUUGGGAAUUUCUAUUUUUUCAUAGGAAAGGUUAAUCUUUCACAGCUAGUGUUUUAAUGCUGUGUUCAUACUUAUUUUUUCCUUUUUUUUUUUUUUUUUUUUUUUACUUGCAUGCAUGGUGGCUAUGAAGGUUUCACUGAAUAGCCGUUUCACAUGCAUUUAAAAUCAUUGAGUGAGGUUACAAUGGGAUUUCUAAGAGGCGCUCCUGGGUGGCUCAGCGGGUAAGUGUCUGACUCUUGAUUAUGACUCAGGUCAUGAUCUCAUGGUUUAUGGGCUC
This is a messenger RNA of Suricata suricatta (meerkat), 1681 nucleotides long. It is a transcript of the gene NQO2, whose product is annotated as N-ribosyldihydronicotinamide:quinone reductase 2. The coding region runs from base 424 to 1119 and encodes 231 amino acids. The transcript has 9 exons. The record is from RefSeq and is a predicted model, not a curated record. Gene Ontology annotation, cellular component: cytosol. Lineage: Eukaryota; Metazoa; Chordata; Mammalia; Carnivora; Herpestidae. Gene Ontology annotation, molecular function: NAD(P)H dehydrogenase (quinone) activity.